CGCCAAUCACAGACAGAAACUGGAGCUUUGGACUAAAGAAAGGUAUCGAUUCGCGGAAAUGCCACUGAAACUCCGCCCUCGUCGAAAUCGCGAGCUGCAACUGCGAGUUUGGUUCGGUCGCCACGACGCCCCGCGCUGUUUUAAAGUUCCCGACAUUGCGGACUUCGAGACGCACUUGCUGCGUUCUUUUCUCUUCUGUUCUGUUUUGAUCCGAUCCGAUCCGAUCCGACUCGAUUUCUGAGAAAUGUCACUGCUUCGAGCAUUUACUCGCAAUUGACGGGCGCUCGCUCUUCCGCUAGCUCGCGACGUAGAGAACGAGAACGAGAAAGAAAGAAGGAAAGAAAGAAGACGGCUGAAGUGCAGAUCGAUCGAUCGAUCUCAUAGUUCAAAAUUCUGCCAACUCCUGCAAAUUGGCUGGCAGUCUGACUGCACACUUCAGCGUCGUCGCUGAUUUAGAGAUACAACCAACUAUUAAAACUUUUGUUGGACACAUUAGUUGAGGAAUUCCAUUGCUCUGCGGACCAGCUGAAGGUCGGAGUUCCAAAUGGAACAACAGGGCAACAACCAGGAAGAGUCCAAUGGGACGAACGCGUUGGGAAGAGUGAAAGACAAUAUUAAGGAUAAGGUGCAAAGAGUUAGGUCAAAGUUGCAUCCGAACCACGAAGCUGAUGAGAGCAACUCAGAACCGCAUGAAAGUUCCCACUCAAACGUUGAUCGUUCCAAUAUCGAAGACUUCCCGUAUGAUGGUACCUGCGAUGAUGAAUUCUCUAUUGAGUUGGCCUCGAUAGCUGACGAACAAAGGGACGAAAUUGGAAGCCCCAUGUCCCAAGACUCAGGCCGACACUCAUUCAACUCCACAGUAUCAGGAGUCAGCUGGACGUCAACUCAGAAGACGAUAGCAGGUUUGGGUAUGGAUGAAGUGGGCUCCCAGGAAGUCCUAGGCCCUUACAAGCGUGUCGGAUCUGUCCAAGCUUUGGAGGCCGUCCCUACUGAGUACAGAGAUUAUAACAACAAUAGGAACAGAGAUGAUGCUCAUUCUGCCGGAAAUAUAUCCUAUGCAAGAUCUCCAUCACAAUCCUCGACCCAGAGCAUCUCUUCUUCUUUGUACAACGACCUUUCGAGCAUUUCUGAUCGAGAUUUACAGGUCCCAGAAGGUAUCAUCAAAGCUGAUGGUUUCGAUUGUGAGUUUGACAAAGAAAUUAGUCCGUCACCGAGCCAAUCAUAUGGAAUGGAGCAGGAUAUUUCGAAAAUGAGGCUGAAUGGCUCAACUUAGUAAGCCGACUACUGAAGCGGAUUAGGCCGAUUCCAGAAUCUUAUAUCUUGGAGGGAUUUGACAACUUUGACUCAACGGCGACAAUAACGGGAGGAAAUAGGACCAUGAAUACCUUACAUUACAGGAACUUUCCUGAUAAAGCUGUAGUACCUACUGCGACCAGGCUUAUCGGUGGAAGCCUUGAGUGAGCAGACUUUGGUGUGGAGCAAAGAGAUGGACGUGACGGCUGAAGCUGGUACAUAGCGGCUCGUGAAACCUUUAGGGUAGUUCACAUUUUAGAGUCCUUCUCUGUCAAUGAGCUACUGUUUCCAUAAGUGGAACUCUUAGGUUGGACCUUUUAAGAAUCGGAAAAUUAUGCUCUGAUCUACUCCAUUUGGCCAACGUGUUGAAACUCACGUCAACGAUGGCGCGCAGGUUUUUCCUGCACUUCUUGCACCUGCUCAUUAUUGACUUCCUGAGUUAUUUUUGAUUCCUACUUUGAGAUCCCGAACAGUCUGCCUGGUGAAAACCUGAUUUUUCGCACUCAGGAAGAGUCCAGGUCUAGUCUUUCACACAUCAUGUCUGGAAGAUACUACCUCGUCAUCUCCAUGCUGCGGGCUGGUGAGCAGGUACUAGUCUUGGUGGGGGGAUGAAGGACCCUUUCCAUAUUCAGUUUAUGUCAUGUCUUUUCAUCCGGUCUGAACUUUCCCUCAGCUGGGUGCGUAGUUCGAAGCCAAUUUCACCACUGUGGAAGUGCGUGUUUCUGUUGCUCAAAUGUAGAACUUGAAAAUGUUCUUAAAAUUACUUCAAUAAUUUAUUUCUAGUUUGAGCCAGAGACACUGAACUCUUUCUUUACUAUGAUUAGUAAAUGUAUUUUACAGAUUGUAUUAGGAUGAAGUUAGAAGAUGAUGAGCAAAUUCAUCUCCUUCUACGUUGCACUGUUAAGAUUGGCAUGCUUCAAAUUACGGGAGUUUGCACAGGGGCUGGUUACACAUUGCCGCCUGCACGCAUAAAGGUUGAGUACACAUUGGUUGUACACACAUGGGGUUCAUCACCGAGUCACUUGUAAGUGACCUUUCGCUGGAGAAGAAGUGCAAGAACGAUUCCCAUGUGACUGCUCCCAAU
Molecule: messenger RNA, 2377 nt
Organism: Marchantia polymorpha subsp. ruderalis
Lineage: Eukaryota; Viridiplantae; Streptophyta; Marchantiopsida; Marchantiales; Marchantiaceae
Source: the annotation of a GenBank genome assembly